CAAAUACAUCUUUACAAUUUUGACUUUCUUCUUGAAAAAUGUCAACAACGAAAAAACUUCAAACUACAAUAGUACAGUACACACCACUCCAAAAUGUCCAUUCACUAAAUUAGUAGAAGAAAUAUUCAAAAUGAGAAAUCAAACUAAACUAAAUGACAUUAAUAGUGAAGGAAAAUUAGUGCUUAACUCUAUAGCCGAUGUGACAACUGAUAUUAAAAACUCAAAUAAAUCAGUACAAGAUGCUCUAGUAAACGAUAUAAUAGCAUCCAUAAAUAGAAUAAAGAAUAAUAUUACUCAAGGAAACGAUGAAGAGAGAAAUCUAAAUGAAGCAAUAAUAUUAAACGUUCCUAAUCAAUUAGAAAAGGCUGAUCGGAGGAAUGAUGAAAUAAGUAUAAGUGGAAUCAAAAGUGGUAUUGAAGAAAAGUUCGAUGUCAAACUAAAUAUAUCAAAGAAUAAUAACAAAAAGAAAGCACCAGAACCCAGUACUACUACUACUACUACAGAAAGAACAACCUACGUCGAGAUUUUGACAAUAGAACCAAAUAAUACCAAUAUUAAUAAUACCACAUCCCUUAACAUAAUAGAAGUACUGAAACAUCUUAUGCCGAUGUUUAAUAGUACCAUGACUAAAGAAUUACAUAACAUUACUAUAAUAGAAAGAGAUCAUAGCAAAAAUCACUCAUUUUCCGCUACGAAGAAUGUUUCUACCAUUGUUGUUACAUACUGUGAUAACGAAAAUUAUACAAAAGCUAAUGUAUCGUUUCAAAAUACAGAAACAGAUUUAAAGAUACCCAGCAAUAAUACAGAUGAUGACUACCUUAUUAAUGAUGAUGAUGACGAAUAUGAUUAUAACGAUUUUGUGCCUGAAGUCAACUUAACUAAAAACGAAAAGAAAGAUAUAAUGGAAGCUGCUGAGUACGGAAUGCAGAAAAUGCAUGAGUUGUAUGCAGUUAUGGAACCAAAGUUAUAUUCUAUGGGCCUAUGGUUAGAGGACUCCAACCCCGCCCGGUACGUGGCCGCCUUCAACGCGCCCUCAGAGGAUGCGGCCAAGUUCUACCGCUACGGGUAUGCUUCACUGCAAGCUGCCGCCAAGCUAAAACAGCUCACCAGGAAAACAAUAAUGCUGUAA
Cydia fagiglandana is the source of this 1129-nucleotide messenger RNA. RefSeq lists its product as uncharacterized. The transcript has 3 exons. The record is from RefSeq and is a predicted model, not a curated record. The coding region runs from base 131 to 1129 and encodes 332 amino acids. NCBI's taxonomy places the organism in Eukaryota, Metazoa, Arthropoda, Insecta, Lepidoptera, Tortricidae.